Messenger RNA from Harpia harpyja (harpy eagle), 2848 nucleotides. RefSeq names its product NIM1 serine/threonine protein kinase (gene NIM1K). Gene Ontology annotation, biological process: microtubule cytoskeleton organization; protein phosphorylation; intracellular signal transduction. The coding region runs from base 1413 to 2738 and encodes 441 amino acids. Lineage: Eukaryota; Metazoa; Chordata; Aves; Accipitriformes; Accipitridae. The record is from RefSeq and is a predicted model, not a curated record. The transcript is spliced from 7 exons. Gene Ontology annotation, molecular function: ATP binding; protein serine/threonine kinase activity; tau-protein kinase activity. Gene Ontology annotation, cellular component: cytoplasm.
UUCCGCGGGGCUUGGAGCGGGGGGGGACUCCCGCCGGGGCGAGCGAGCCGCCCGGCCGCGAGCCUCUGCUCGUGCUGCCGGAGCGCUGAUGAGUUCAAACACACUUUGCCGCUGCUGUUUUAAGUCGUACGCCGGCUUGCCCAGAGGAAGGGCCCUGGCUAAAACGAAUUCUUUUUCUCGGCGGAGCGACUGGGGCGACGGCCGGCGCCUUCCCCGCUAUGCAUUUCUGGAUUCUAAUCUGAAAUUCUCUGGAAGAUUUCUUCAAGGAGGAAAUUGAGGAAAGCCCAUACACUCUGCAGACUGUGGAUUUGAUGUUAGACUCCACCAGCUGGGCUGUACCCAACCUGUGUUGGCGUCAGCUCAGCUGGGACUGGGGGGUUACAUCUCAACACUGAGGGCUCUGCGCAGCCUGUCUUCCUUGAUGCUCUUAUCCAAGAGCUUAUUCGAGCCUGUCAGCAGAUAACACUCAGAGAGGUGGAAAGGUUAAACAAGACAAGUAAAGAAGAAAAAAAUGGUGUACUGCUUUAAAGGAACACCAUGCAUCUGGCAAAAUUUUGAGAAGGCUCAAGGCGUUAAAGAAAGCUCAUCUAAAUAAAGGAGGGUUAACGUGACAUUGCAGUUACUUAAUCCUGUAUUGUCCUGCCAUGUGACUGCAGAGAUACUGAGGCGCAGUGUUCCUUUUGCCUGGUGCACAGAUUAUGCUUUUCCUGUCAUCUUCCAGGAUCAGUUGCUUUGUUAAAGCUGACAUGAGGAGGAAACACAGGAGCAACAAACUUUUUACAGCAAGGCUUCAAGGCACAAUGACAUUUCCAAGGCAGAGUGACAAGCAUACAGGCUGAAAAAUGAAUCAAAGGCAAACCCUAUGUUCAGCUCUUGGACUGGUACCAGAAUGAAGGAGAACCAUGCUCUUAAAGUCAGCUAUUCAAAAUGAACUGGAAGCAUCCGGAUUUAUUCAGAGUAGUUAAUCAGCUAUUUGUUUGACCUUUAUCUAUCAAGUUAGUUUUCAAAGCAGCAAGCUAAAGCCUGAAAAUUCAUGUCAAAUGUUUUGCAUGUGUCAAAUGUACAGCGAGCAACUCGGCGCUUUCUUGCACAAAGUUUACAGUUUUAAUUGCAAAGCCUCUUUUACCUUGUAGAUAAAGAUCCUGACAUACUAAAUCUGUUAGCGAGAGAUGGAUGUAAACAGCUUCCAGUUUUAUCUCUGAUUUUUUAACAGAACUGCAAUAUGUAGAUACACCAGAUUUGCUUUUGAAGUAAUUUCCAAACUAAUCCUUGGACUUUCAGUAAGCUGCUUUUUUUGCUAAGUUUGUCACUGUGUCCAUUAUGUGCAGGAUUGCGUAUCCAUACAGAACUAUUUCGUUUAAACUCCUUAUCGGGACAUCUUGUUAAAUGGGGAAGUAAUUACCCUAUAAACUAUGACAACAGGAUAUGUGAAUGGAGGAAGUCUUGGAAAACACCGCUAUUCCAGGUGGCAUCGUGAGGAUAGCGGAGAAGACGAUGGGCACCCGGAGUGCUGUGGAGGAGAUGAAGAAGACAGGCAGCACAGGCUGACCCCAUUUGAGAAACUAAUGCAUGAUAUGUCCCAGAAUGAAAAAGUGGUGAAAGAAUUAACCCUGGGAAAGAGAAUUGGCUUCUAUCGAGUCAGAGGAGAAAUAGGAAGCGGGAAUUUCUCGCAAGUGAAGCUUGGAAUUCAUUCCCUAACCAAAGCAUUUUUCUUUUCAGAGAAAGUUGCAAUUAAGAUUUUGGACAAGACAAAGCUAGACCGGAAGACUCAAUGUUUGCUAUCUCGUGAGAUAUCCAGCAUGGAAAAACUGCACCACCCAAAUAUCAUCAGACUGUAUGAAGUGGUGGAGACACUCUCAAAACUGCACCUGGUGAUGGAGUAUGCAGGAGGUGGGGAGCUCUUCACUAAAAUCAGUACAGAAGGGAAGUUGCUAGAAACAGAGUGUAAAAUAAUCUUCUCCCAGAUUGUGUCUGCUGUGAAGCACAUGCAUGAGAAUAAUAUCAUUCACCGGGACUUGAAAGCAGAAAAUGUCUUCUACACCAGUAACACCUGUGUUAAGGUGGGAGACUUUGGAUUCAGCACAAUAAGUAAAAGAGAUGAAACUUUAAAUACUUUCUGUGGCUCUCCUCCCUAUGCCGCCCCCGAACUCUUCCGAGAUGAAAACUAUGUUGGCAUUUACGUAGACAUCUGGGCACUGGGAAUCCUGUUAUACUUUAUGACGACAGGCAUCAUGCCAUUUCGGGCAGAUACAGUGGCCAAACUGAAAAAGUGCAUUCUUGAGGGGACAUACAGUUUGCCUCCCUGCCUCUCAGAAACUUGCCAGAAACUGAUAAAAGGAGUCCUUCAGCCAGUACCAACAGAACGAUACUCUGUCAAACUUAUUAUGAACAGCGAGUGGAUGCAAGGAAUACAGUACCCCAAACCUUUACAGCCAUUUAAACUAGAUCCAAAGUAUUUAUCAGACAUCAGUACACUCAAAGAGGAAGAAAUUGAAGUGAAAAAUAUUCUGGAAGAUCUGGGAAUCACAGAAGAGCACAUUCAAAAUAACCGGGGAAGAGACGCGCGCAGCUCAAUAACAGGGGUCUACAGAAUUGUUUUGCACAAGGUACAGAAGAAAAGGGCACUCGAAUGUGUUCCUAUCAUGUCCCACCCAGACCCCAAAGAACAAGACUUGAGGAGAGGAAUCUGUUCUUACAGCGGGAUGAAGCACACAUCCAAGCUGUGUUCUAUUUUAUAAAUUGCACUGCAGGCUUUAUACUUGGCACAUUUAACAAAGUGUUUUAUUCACUUUCCACAAGUUCUGGUGUUACAUUUUUUGUAAUUUUUGAAUAAACCAAAAAUGCCUCA